UAAAUAGAUAGAUUUAUUUACGCAGAACUUCAAGAUUAUAUUUUGGACUUAUUAUUAAAAAAGAGUUUCGCUAUUUUAGCCACCGUUACUUACUAAAUUUCUAAACUGAAAGUGGUUGGUGGAGUAGAACAAAAGAGCCAAAUCUUUCCAGAUGGAAAAUGAGAUACGGAAGAAACCCAGAAUCCUGUGUCUGCAUGGAUUCAGGACAAGUGCUGCAAUCCUGAAGAAAUUGGUAGAGAGGUGGCCUGGAGAUGUACUAGAGAAAUUAGAUCUCGUCUUUCUGGAUGCUCCUUUUCCUGCUAGAGGAAAAUCUGAUGUUGAAGGCAUCUUUGAUCCUCCUUACUAUGAGUGGUUUCAAGGCAACCAGGAUUUUACUGAGUACUGGAAUUUUGAAGAAUGUUUAACUUACAUAGAAAAUUACAUGAUAGAGCGUGGGCCUUUUGAUGCUGUACUUGGUUUUUCUCAGGGGGCAAUUUUAGCAGCUGCCUUGCCAGGAAUGCAGGAAGAUGGAGUAUGCCUUACCAAGGUUCCAAAGAUCAAGUUUUUGAUAAUAAUUUCAGGAGCUAAGUUUGGUGGAACCAAGUUCGGGCUGCCUAAACUGGCUGUUAGUGCAUUUUCAUCCCCAGUGGAAUGCCCUUCUCUCCACUUCAUAGGGGAAACAGAUUUUUUGAAGGAAGAGGGGAUUGCCUUAUUGGAGUCAUUUGUUAAUCCUAUAAUCAUUCAUCACAGCAAGGGACACACUAUACCAAAACUUGAUGGAGAAAGCUUGGAGAAGACACUUGGCUUCAUUGAGACUAUCCAAAAGGAAUUACGCUUACGGAAUCAAAUUAUGAUGUAUGGUCUCAACUAAUGGAAAUGCAUAUUGCUGAAAGAGAAAAGCUUUCCUAUAUUCAAGGAAAAAUAAAACCACGUGUUGAAUCAGAGGAUGGGUAUGAAAAGUGGUAUGCUGAAAACCAAAAGGUGAAAAGAUGGCUGCUAAUGUCUAUGAGUCCAGAGAUUAUGAAGCGAUAUUUACGCUUAUCCACUGCUCAUGAAAUCUAGACUGCUUUAUCAAAAGCUUUUUAUGAUGGCAGUGAUGAGUUGCAGCUCUUCGCCUUAAACCAGAAAGCAUUUGCAGCCAAACAGAAUAGAAGAUCUCUCUCUGAAUAUUAUGGAGAACUAACUGCAAU
Molecule: messenger RNA, 1169 nt
Organism: Ricinus communis (castor bean)
Lineage: Eukaryota; Viridiplantae; Streptophyta; Magnoliopsida; Malpighiales; Euphorbiaceae
Product: esterase CG5412-like
Exons: 6
Coding region: 152-850 (232 amino acids)
Source: RefSeq, a predicted model, not a curated record